Messenger RNA from Austrofundulus limnaeus, 2298 nucleotides. RefSeq names its product syntaxin 5A (gene stx5a). Bases 275 to 1258 code for a protein of 327 amino acids. NCBI's taxonomy places the organism in Eukaryota, Metazoa, Chordata, Actinopteri, Cyprinodontiformes, Rivulidae. Gene Ontology annotation, cellular component: SNARE complex; Golgi membrane; endomembrane system. Gene Ontology annotation, biological process: vesicle fusion; endoplasmic reticulum to Golgi vesicle-mediated transport; intracellular protein transport. The transcript has 12 exons. Gene Ontology annotation, molecular function: SNARE binding; SNAP receptor activity. The record is from RefSeq and is a predicted model, not a curated record.
GCAGUGACGUCAACUCCGGAAAUGACCCGGAUCGAAACUUUAACUACACGGCUGACUUCUUCUCUCUAGAGCCAUCGAGGACUGUCGAAACAGGGUGUGAUAUCAAUUCAGACAUGUUUGUCCGUAUGUUCAUGAAGGAUACUCCUCCUUGGAUGUGAGUUGGUCCGCACAUCGGGAGGGAUUUAUUAUUCAUCAGACAGAAUUCAGGUGAAGGGGGGACUCUUCAGUCUAAGUGGUGCGGAUCACCCUGCUGACACUUUUUACUGGCGUCAGAAUGACGUGCCGUGACCGAACCGUCGAGUUCCAGUCGGCCUGUAAAUCCCUCCAGGGCAGACAGAAUGGAGUCCAGCCCAGUAAGCCAGCUCUUAAUGCCCUCAAGCAGCGCAGCGACUUCACACUCAUGGCCAAGAGAAUUGGAAAAGACUUGAGCAAUACGUUCGCCAAAUUGGAAAAGCUCACUAUUUUGGCCAAAAAGAAAUCUUUAUUUGACGACAAGGCAGUGGAGAUCGAGGAGCUAACUUACAUUAUUAAACAAGACAUCAACAGCCUAAACAAACAGAUUGCACAGCUGCAGGACUUGGUGAGGUCUCGUGGCGCUCCGGGUGGUCGACACAUCCAAACCCAUUCGAACACUAUAGUCGUGUCAUUACAGUCCAAACUGGCUUCUAUGUCGAAUGACUUCAAAUCAGUUUUAGAAAUCAGAACUGAGAACCUGAAGCAGCAGCGCAGCAGGAGAGAACAGUUCUCCCAGCCUCCCGCCUCGUCUUCACCUAUGAUGGCCAACAACUUCAGGAGCCGCAAAAAAGGGGCCCAGGAGCCGCAUGCAGCUCGCGAGCCGCGCAAUGACUACCAGGGCUAUACAACCACAAAUUUAAAAGAGAGCUCGGUCCUGAUGCAGGAUGAAUCUCGGAGCAUGGGCGACGUAGCCAUCGACAUGGACUCUCAAAGCAACUCAUUAAUGCUUAUUGACGAGCAGGAGUCGUAUAUCCAGAGCCGUGCAGACACCAUGCAGAACAUCGAGAGCACCAUCGUGGAGCUGGGUUCUAUAUUCCAGCAGCUGGCACACAUGGUUAAAGAGCAGGAGGAGACUGUUCAGAGGAUCGAUGCCAACGUGGAGGACACACAGCUGAAUGUUGAGGCUGCUCACACAGAAAUCCUCAAAUACUUCCAGUCCGUCUCCUCCAACCGCUGGCUGAUGAUCAAGAUCUUUCUUGUUCUCGCUGUUUUCUUUAUCAUCUUUGUCGUCUUCUUUGCCUAAAAGUAAAAAAAAAGAAAACCAGCUGGAGGGAGGGGGUGGAAGCACAUCAAACUGAUUGAGAUUUAAAAAGCUAGAGUUGGACCGAGACCCAAAGCUUACUGGAGAGACAGACUUCUUUGUAACGGUUUAACUGAGGCUUGGGGUUGAAAUGAAUACGGACCUUUUUGGUUGCCUGCAAGCCGUGGACUCUUGACUCAGCAGCUUGAAGGAGGAGGAGGUUGAACUCUGUCCAAAUAAAAUUGUGAAUGGAGCAAAAAGCCUGCUCUGCAUUCUACUUUGACCAACUAUUGUUAAACAUUUAUUCAAAAUGGCUGUAAUUUAAUAGUUUGAUUCUGCAAACUGUUUUUUUUUCUUCUUCACCCAUUUUAAUUAUAUAUUUUUUAAUUAUUUCGAAGCCAAACAAUAGAACUGGACUCUUUUCUCAUAUUAGUUUGCUUUUUUAUCUUCUUUUUGUUAGAAGAACUUGAGUAGAUUCUUAGUCCACCACUUUUCUUUAUAAUAUUGUUUUGUUUUGUUUUUUGUUGUUUUUUUUUUCAGUUAUGUUUUGUUUCUGAUGAAGUUGAUUUUUGCCAAAUGGGUACUCUUAUUAAACUGUGAUAUAAAGCUAAGAUGCUUGAAGGCAGAGCCGUCUGAACUGAACUGAGCUUGAGUCGCGCAGAGUGUAAAGUUAUAUUAAACUGGUAUUUUAAUCUAAACUAACUCAUCAGAUGCAGUCAGGAAGUGUUUUAAAACUGCCACGGAGUGGAUCGGAACUUAUGAAGGGGUUUUCUCUGGAUGGAGACGACCCUUAAUGAAGUGAUUUGAUCCACCAGAUUCCCUGGAAGUGUCUGGUUGGAUCUCUGUUAUCGUUUCUUCCCCUCCUUUUCCUCUUAAGACAAAUAUUUAAAUGACCAUUACUUUGUAAAAAAAGAAAAAAGAAAUGGUUUCUAUUUUCACCUUGUUUUUUUUAGCCAAAUGCCUUGACUUCCUUCAUUGUAUAUAGUGCAUAUAGGUAUGAUGUAUUGAAGAGAGAGUGCACAUUAAUAAAUAAUGGGAUGCUG